Messenger RNA from Gaeumannomyces tritici R3-111a-1, 1041 nucleotides. RefSeq names its product voltage-gated potassium channel subunit beta-2. Bases 1 to 1041 code for a protein of 346 amino acids. The record is from RefSeq and is a predicted model, not a curated record. Lineage: Eukaryota; Fungi; Ascomycota; Sordariomycetes; Magnaporthales; Magnaporthaceae. The transcript is spliced from 3 exons.
AUGGAGAAGCCCGAAGAUCUUCCUAAGAUGGAGUACCGUUUCCUGGGCCGGUCCGGUCUCAAGGUCUCGGCCAUCUCGCUCGGCGGCUGGCUCACGUACGGCGGCCAUGUCGACCGAGAGGGCACAUUUGCGUGCAUGAAGGCCGCCUACGACUGCGGCGUCAACUUCUUCGACUGCGCCGAAGCCUAUGCGGCCGGCGAAUCCGAGAUUGUCAUGGGCGAGGCCAUCAAGAAGUACGGCUGGAAGCGCAACGACCUCGUCAUCUCCACCAAGAUCUACUGGGGCUCGCACAACGGCGACAACCGGGCAAACAACGUGGGCCUGUCGCGCAAGCACAUUGUCGAGGGCACCGAGGCGUCCCUGGAGCGUCUGCAGCUCAAGUACGUCGACCUACUAUACGCGCACCGGCCGGACCGGCAGACGCCCAUGGAGGAGACGGUGCGGGCGUUCAACCACAUGAUCGACCAGGGCAAGGCGCUGUACUGGGGCACGUCGGAGUGGAACGCCGACGAGAUCGCACAGGCAUGGCGCGUGGCCGACCGGCUCGGGCUAGUCGGCCCGCUCAUGGAGCAGCCGUGCUACAACAUGCUGGAGCGCGUCAAGGUCGAGCAGGAGUUUGCGCACCUGUACCGCGAGCUCGGGCUCGGCCUGACCGUCUUCUCGCCGCUCAAGCAGGGCAUCCUGUCGGGCAAGUACAAGGACGGCAUCCCCGACGACUCGCGCUUCGCCCAGCAGCAGGUCGAGUUCAUCGCCGGCUACUGGAAACGCACCGGCAGGGAGGCGUGGGAGGACCAGAUCGAGCGCGCAAACAGGCUCGCGCCCGUCGCCGAGAGGCUGGGCGUCAAGCAGAGCGCCCUGGCCCUCGCCUGGGUGCUCAAGAACCCCAACAUCAGCUCCGCCAUCACGGGCGCGAGCUCCCCGGCGCAGGUCUACGAGAACAUCAAGGCCCUCGACGUCCUCGAGAAGCUCACCCCCGCCGUCAUGGAGGAGAUCGACUUUAUCCUCGAGAACAAGCCCCCCGCGCCCAUCGCGAGGUACUAG